This is a messenger RNA of Penicillium cataractarum, 969 nucleotides long. RefSeq names its product metal homeostatis BSD2 family protein. The record is from RefSeq and is a predicted model, not a curated record. The coding region runs from base 1 to 969 and encodes 322 amino acids. Gene Ontology annotation, biological process: ubiquitin-dependent protein catabolic process; metal ion transport; vacuolar transport. The transcript has 4 exons. Gene Ontology annotation, cellular component: endoplasmic reticulum; Golgi apparatus; perinuclear region of cytoplasm. Lineage: Eukaryota; Fungi; Ascomycota; Eurotiomycetes; Eurotiales; Aspergillaceae.
AUGAGCUCGCAGCGCUAUCAACGGGUGAAUGCCCACGAUGAAGAAGACGACUCACAUUCCUACCCGUUGAAUCCUACUCGAUCUAAUCUCACUCCAACGUCUCCACCGCCCUCGUUCCGUUCCGGCUCGCGGUCGUCCUCACCGUCCUCACGGCGGCUACUACAUGGCGACCCACUUCACAAUGAUGAUGAUCAGACCCUGGCCGAUGCCUUUGGGGAUGAAGAUGGAUCUGACGACGACGAGGAGCCCGACGAUAGGCAGCGGUUGAUGCGUGCUAAUCCGGAUACCGGCAUCCGGGGAAGUCGAUCGGUUGCCCCAUCGAAUGAUGGAGUGUUUGCCAAUUUGGCCGCCAAGCCAGAACGAGGCGAGAAGAACGAGGAUCUGCCUCCUUCUUACGAAGAAGCCGCUGCCGAUGCGACACCCCCAUAUUGGGAGACCACGAUCGUGGCGCCCGGCAUCUCGUCCGACGAAGUGUAUGUCGAUGGACUGCCCGUCGGAUCCGUGUUCUCCUUUGUGUGGAACGCCAUGAUCUCCAUGUCGUUCCAACUCGUUGGUUUCUUGUUGACGUAUCUCCUGCACACCACCCACGCCGCAAAGAACGGCAGUCGAGCGGGUCUCGGCCUUACCCUUGUUCAAUACGGUUUCUACAUGAAAGGCGGCAGCGAUUCCUCGGGCGGUGAUACUGGCAGUGAUCAAUAUGUCCCGCCUCCAGAUCCCAACAGUCACAGCUUUGAUCCAAACUCUGUCGGCGAGGGUUCCGGCGGCGACGGCGGUAACGCCCUGUCGGGCAUCACUACGAGCGAGUGGAUAUCAUACGUUCUUAUGAUUGUCGGAUGGUUCAUUUUGAUUCGCGCAGUCAGCGACUUCCUCCGCGCACGGCGUCACGAGCAACUCGUCUUGCAGAGUCCCGAUCGAGGAUUGGGUGUACCGGUCAUUGCGGAGGGAGAACGGUCUGAGACUGUUGUUUAA